Prinia subflava (tawny-flanked prinia) is the source of this 2745-nucleotide messenger RNA. It is a transcript of the gene GUCA1B, whose product is annotated as guanylate cyclase activator 1B. The transcript has 4 exons. The record is from RefSeq and is a predicted model, not a curated record. Gene Ontology annotation, molecular function: calcium ion binding; calcium sensitive guanylate cyclase activator activity. Gene Ontology annotation, biological process: visual perception. The coding region runs from base 234 to 830 and encodes 198 amino acids. NCBI's taxonomy places the organism in Eukaryota, Metazoa, Chordata, Aves, Passeriformes, Cisticolidae. Gene Ontology annotation, cellular component: photoreceptor inner segment; cone photoreceptor outer segment.
GCUCCGGGGCAGAGGAGCCACUCUGAGAUCUCCCAGGGAGUGCACGGAGCUGCCAGGAGCUGGGCACGGGAGGAGGAACCAGAAAACAAAGCACAAAAAAGGGAAGGUGACAUAGCAAGACACAGCUCUAACAUCAGAGAAAGGCACGAGACAGUGAGGAGGAAAAUAACAAAGGACUUUGGCAGGGUUUUUCUUCUUUUCCUUCUGUUUUUAAUCCUGCUUUCUGGAGGAAAAUGGGACAGCAGUUCACCAAUGCUGAAGGGGAGCAAGGAGAGAUUGAUGUUGCGGAGCUGCAGGAAUGGUAUAAGAAAUUUGUGGUGGAAUGCCCCAGUGGGACCCUGUUCAUGCACGAGUUCAAGCGGUUCUUCGGGGUCCAGGACAACCAGGAGGCAGCAGAGUACGUGGAGAACAUGUUCAGGGCUUUUGACAAGAAUGGGGAUAACACCAUUGAUUUUCUGGAAUAUGUAGCUGCCUUGAAUCUUGUUUUACGAGGAAAGCUGGAACACAAGCUGAGGUGGACGUUCAAGGUGUAUGACAAGGAUGGGAAUGGCUGCAUAGAUAAACCUGAGCUGCUGGAAAUUGUUGAGUCUAUCUACAGGCUGAAGAAGGUGUGCUGGUCCGACGUGGAGGACAGGACCCCGCUGCUGACACCGGAGGAGGUGGUGGACAGGAUAUUUCAGCUGGUGGAUGAGAACGGGGAUGGGCAGUUGUCUCUUGAUGAGUUCAUUGAUGGAGCCAGGAAGGACAAGUGGGUGAUGAAGAUGCUGCAAAUGGAUGUGAACCCUGGGAGCUGGAUCACUGAGCAGAGGAGAAAGAGUGCUUUGUUCUGAGAAAAUUCGGGUUUGACACGGCUGGAAUCGUGAUGCUGAUUCCCAACUGUGACCCUUCCUCUAGCCUGGUAGUGACUUUCCUUUUUAAUUCGAUCUCAGCAUCCAGAUGAAAAUUUGGGUGGUUUAAGGAGCCUCUCUCGAUGUAAAACCCGCGUGGUGACCACUGCUGGUACCAGGGACUAUUUCUGGCCCAUGGAUAAGUCUUGCUGUGUACACAGCACUGUGUUUGCCAGCUCUGCUUUUUGGUUACAGCCCAAGGAACAAACCUUUUGUGGCCUCCUGUGCAGGUGCCGGGCAGGGUUUGUGGCCGGGCAGUGAGGAGUGCAGGCAGCGGUGCAGCUCCCGUGCAGGUGCUGCUGGCAGGGCUCCCCCUGCACGGGUGCAGCACCUCGGGCCAGCACAGCUGCCCUGGCUGCAGCUGGGUGGUCAGGGGGGCUCUGUGUAGGUUUUACAGCCUUUACUGCUGCUCGUGUCCUGCAGACCAACACUCCAAAAAUGAGAAUUGGCCGAGAGCAGUGGCCAGGACAACACAGAGCCGAGGGAACGAGGCGAGGGCUGGGCAGGAGGAGCAGCAGCUCCUUCCCCUCCCUCCCGGGGACCUGAGGCUGCUCCUGCCCGCUCAGGGGCCUGAGGGGCCGGGAGAUGCUGGCUCCAAAGGCUGACAUUCCACAGCCCCCCUCAGAGGGCAGAAUGGCAGAGGUGUGACCCAGCUCCCUUUGAGCCCUGGCUCUGAUGGAAUCAUCACUCUGGAACAGCUUUUCCUGCUCUGGAUGAGCUCAGGGAGCUCCGGGAUUUUCUCUGCACUGGGAGGAGUUCAGUGUGGGAGCAGAGAUGAGGGAGAGCAGAGUUUUGCUUGGCAGGGUCUCUGCAAUGAGAGGAUUUGUGCUGCUCCACUGGCAGGACCACAGAAACAUAAAUCACAGAUGGCUUGGGUUGGGAGGAACUUUAGAACUCCUCGAUUUCCAACCCCCCUGCCCUUGGCAGGGGUGCCACAUUAGGUUGCUCCAAGCCCUGUCCAAACUGGCCUUGAAAAGUGGAAAAAGUGACAAAAAUUCCAGUACAGUGGUUUUACACUGGACUUAAUUUAGCCCCAGACUACAGAUAUAAAAUUUACACAAUUUGCAGGCUGAGCUCUGCUGUUCUAACCCAUACAAAGAUGUAUGUAGGAAAAGAAUUUGGGUUGAAUCAAUAUUUUGGUUCCCCUUUAUUAGAUUUACUGGUUCAUUUACAAGAAAAAAACUCCCCAGGAAAAUAACAUGAGUUUGCCAGUUCCAUUUUAAUUUUCCCAUGGGAUCAGUGGGCCAGGUCAUACCAAUGAAAAGAUUUACAACCCCUUUUUUGUGGCCUUUAAUUAAGACUGUAAUAACUGCCAUUAGCUGAUUAGUUUGCUGGUUUGUGGUCUUGUCAGUUUACCCAGUGUUUAAAUUCCACGGAGAAGUGUUCAGGGUUAGACACAAUCAGUGCUAGAGUGCAGAUCGUGCACAUUUCCACUUUGAAAUAGCCUUUCCAGGAGUUCUCUGUAAAUACCCAGCAGUUUGGCGUGUGCUGACUUAUCAGGGCUGAUUAGGCCUGAGCUCUCUGCUGCUCUGAGGCCGCUGGUCAAAGCUCUCUCCAGUCAAUGGUUUAACAGCCCAAGAUCUGAAAGAAAAAUCUGACUUCUGACUUGAGAGCCUGGAUGAAAACAUUCACUUUUAUUGAUUUUCCAGCUUGUGAAAAAAUGUUUUCAGUGGAGGAUACAAACCUCUAAGAAUUCCUUACAUUUUAACAUCUCAACCAAGGUAACACACCCUGCUGCUUGCAUGGAUUUAGAGAGGCUGUUUAGUUCAUAGAAUUGCAUUUUGCUGGUUCACUGAAAUGCUUCAGAUUCUCCAGUUCUGCUCACCUGGCCAGCCCAGGCUCUGCAGGGGCUGUUUGG